AUGGCGAUGGAUGCCUCCGUGGCUCUGGGUAAACGCGCCUGGAGGUGUCUGAGCGCACGCAGCGGUGGGUUGGUGUUGCGUGGACGCGGUGGUGGAGAGCGUAACUGUGGUGUCCAUGAGCUGGUCUGCGUCAGAAAAGUCUCUCCUGAGGUGUUGGGCUUCCUGACGGCCAUCGGACUCUUCAUUAUUCUUAUGACCUUCUUGUUCUGGUACCUCAACAACAAGUUUUCCCUCGAUAACCCAGGGAGCCUGCCGUGCCUCAACGAUUUCAGGAAAAACACAGAAGAAAAGUCAUGCAGAGAGGCCCAGCUGCAGGCCUCGUCGUCGGACAGCGAGGACGAGCUGAUGGGUCAGUACCAGGAGGCAGUGAGCCGCUCCCAGGGGCUGAGGCCGCGGCCCCGCUCCAGGCUGCUGGGAGGCUUCAGCUGGGACACACGGCACAAGUACAGCCUCCUGACGGCACAGUAUGACGGCUACAGCAGCGACGCCUCCGCUGAAGACGCAAACUGUAUCCAGCGCAUGAGCCGUACGCCGCCUCUGGACGAGCUGCAGCCCCCGCCGUACCAGGACGAGAAUGGCUCCCCGCGCAUGUCCUGCACCAUGUCUGACUUGGGGGACGCCAAAUGUGACAUGUCCCAGACCAGUGGCAGCCCUCACAUGUCCUUCAGUAAGUGUCCCAGCGAGGGCAGCGACGGCCCGGACACUGAGAGUUACCUGAACAAGGGCUACGAGGAGGAUGUGCCCAGCGACAGCACCGCGGUGCUCAGUCCAGAGAACUUGUCGGGCCGAGGUUCAGCCGCGCAGCUCCUUAAAGGCUACGAGCCGGAUCCUAUGGCCAAAUACGGCACGCUUGAUGUUGUGUUUGACUAUGACUCCGAAGACCAGCAGCUGGGGGUCACCAUAAUGGCCGCCACUGACCUGCCCCCAGUGAGGCGCACCGGGAACCUCUCCUGGCAGGUGCAUCUGGUGCUGCUGCCCACCAAGAAGCAAAGGGCCAAGACGGGCGUCCAGAGAGGGCCCUGUCCCAUCUUCACCGAGACCUUUUACUUCAGCCACGUGGAGUCGGAGAUGAUCGGAAACUACGCCCUGCGCUUCAGGCUCUACAGCAUGAGGCGCAUGAAGAAGGAGAAGGUUCUGGGAGAGAAGGUUUUUUACCUCACCAAACUCUGUCUACAGGGGAAGAUGUCCGUGCCCGUCAUACUGGACCCCUGCUGCACACUGCCGGGCGGUGAAUCACAAGUGAGCCUUUCAGACAUGACAUGCAGUGAAAGCGCAUCAUCAUUCCAGUCCGUCAGCCAAACCUCAGCACCGGAGAUCCUUGUGGGCCUGGUGUACAACGCCACAACAGGACGGCUAUCGGUGGAGGUCAUCAAAGGCAUCCACUUCAAAAACCUGGCUGCCAACAAGGGACCCAAUGGGCUGUUCUGUUGUCUAAAACACUUGAUAGGUGGACAGGUUUAUAUAAUCAGAGACACAUUUGUGAAGCUGACCCUGCUGAACUCCAUGGGCCAUGAGAUGUCCAAGUGUAAGACGUCCAUCUGCCGUGGGCAGCCCAACCCCACCUACAAAGAGACAUUCAUCUUCCAGGUCGCUCUGUUCCAGCUCUCCGACGUCACGCUCAUUCUGUCCGUCUACAACAAGCGCAGUAUGAAGCGCAAAGAGAUGAUUGGCUGGAUCUCUCUGGGGCUCAACAGCUCUGGAGAGGAAGAGCUCUCCCACUGGACUGAGAUGAAGGAGUGUAAAGGACAGCAGGUGUGCCGCUGGCACAGUCUGCUGGAGCCCUAG
This is a messenger RNA of Knipowitschia caucasica, 1785 nucleotides long. The record is from the annotation of a GenBank genome assembly. Lineage: Eukaryota; Metazoa; Chordata; Actinopteri; Gobiiformes; Gobiidae.